GAUUAGAUAGUGAUUGAAGGAACCACAUUGUUAUUCGAUAUCGAUAAUGAGUGAUAUCAAAAAUUACUUGAAGUGCACUCGUUUUUGUGACAAAGGAAUGUUUAUUUGCGCAAAAUGGAUAUGAAAAUAGUGUUGUUUGUGCUCGCUUGUGUUAUUGGGAAAACUGUUGGCCAACUACGAUGCUACGCCUGCAGUUUUUCAUCAGUAGACUCAAACCAGGAUUGUCUUACGAUAACCGAUGACACACCUACUGUUGACUGUCCACACACGUAUUGUACCAUUCUGAGGCAAGAAUUUGUGGAUCCUAUUGGUCAAGUUGCAAGUUUUUCUCGAAGUUGUGAGUCGCAGCCUGAUUUCCUGAAUCAUGAUAUAUCGGAUAAUACGUUCAGGACCUUUUACAGAGCUUGUACUACUGACCGUUGUAAUAUUGGUGAUGGUAUACAGUCGGUAGUCGGUGGCAAUUUAUCUCCAACACCAGAGUAUAACGGAAAGAAUCUGCUUGUUCCCGGUACAGGCAGCAGCGCAGCUAUAAAAAUGAGUGUUCUAUUAUUACUUGUAAGCAUUUUUGUUGGAACAAUAAUAUAAUUUUUUAAUCUUUUUUU
Messenger RNA from Spodoptera frugiperda (fall armyworm), 602 nucleotides. RefSeq lists its product as uncharacterized. The record is from RefSeq and is a predicted model, not a curated record. The transcript has 4 exons. NCBI's taxonomy places the organism in Eukaryota, Metazoa, Arthropoda, Insecta, Lepidoptera, Noctuidae. Bases 115 to 585 code for a protein of 156 amino acids.